This is a messenger RNA of Maudiozyma saulgeensis, 1578 nucleotides long. NCBI's taxonomy places the organism in Eukaryota, Fungi, Ascomycota, Saccharomycetes, Saccharomycetales, Saccharomycetaceae. The record is from the annotation of a GenBank genome assembly.
AUGUCUCCUGUUGAACAAGUCUCCGGUAUUUUCGAUACCAUCUUAGUUUUGGACUUCGGUUCUCAAUACUCUCAUCUAAUCACCAGAAGAUUAAGAGAGUUUAACAUCUACGCUGAAAUGUUACCAUGCACUCAAAAGAUUGCUGAAUUAUCCUGGAAACCAAAGGGUGUCAUCUUAUCCGGUGGUCCAUACUCCGUCUACGCUGAUGAUGCUCCGCAUGUUGACCCUGCUGUGUUCGACUUAAACGUUCCAAUCUUAGGUAUUUGUUACGGUAUGCAAGAACUUGCAUGGUUAAACGGUAAGAAGGUUGGCCGUGGUGAAAAGAGAGAAUAUGGUCCAGCUACUUUGAAUGUUGAGGAUCAAUCUAACCCUCUAUUUAAAGGUGUUGACCACUCCACCGUUUGGAUGUCUCACGGUGACAAAUUGAACGGUUUACCAGAUGGUUUCAUUACCAUUGCUACUUCUGAUAACUCUCCAUACUGUGGUAUUGCUCAUGAAUCCAAACCAAUCUACGGUAUUCAAUUCCAUCCAGAAGUUACUCAUUCCACCCACGGUAAACAAUUAUUGAAGAACUUCGCUGUUGAUAUUUGUCACACUAAACAAAACUGGACAAUGGAAAACUUCAUUGAAACUGAAAUUCAAAGAAUUAGAGAUCUGGUCGGUCCAACCGCUGAAGUUAUCGGUGCUGUUUCCGGUGGUGUUGACUCUACCGUUGCCUCUAAAUUGAUGACUGAAGCUAUUGGUGACAGAUUCCAUGCUAUUUUAGUUGAUAACGGUGUCUUAAGAUUAAACGAAGCUACUAACGUUAAGAAAAUUUUAACUGAAGGGUUAGGUAUUGAUUUGACUGUCAUUGAUGCUUCCGAAGAAUUCUUAGGUAACUUAAAGGGCGUUACUGAUCCAGAAAAAAAGAGAAAGAUCAUCGGUAAUACUUUCAUCCGUGUCUUCGAAAGAGAAGCUGAAAGAAUCAAGCCAAAGGAUGGUCAAGAAAUCCAAUUCCUGUUACAAGGUACUCUAUAUCCAGAUGUCAUCGAAUCUAUCUCUUUCAAGGGUCCAUCUCAAACCAUUAAGACUCAUCACAACGUUGGUGGUCUACUAGAUAACAUGAAAUUGAAAUUGAUUGAACCACUAAGAGAAUUGUUCAAGGAUGAAGUCAGACAUCUAGGUGAAUUACUAGGUAUCUCUCAUGAAUUAGUCUGGAGACACCCAUUCCCAGGUCCAGGUCUAGCUAUUCGUGUCUUAGGUGAAGUCACCAAGGCUCAAGUUGAAAUUGCUAGAAACGCUGAUAGUAUUUACAUCGAAGAAAUCAGAAAAGCUGGUAUUUACAACAAUAUCUCUCAAGCUUUUGCUUGUUUACUACCUGUUAAAUCUGUCGGUGUUAUGGGUGAUCAAAGAACUUACGAGCAAGUUAUUGCUCUAAGAGCUAUCGAAACUACUGAUUUCAUGACUGCUGACUGGUACCCAUUCGAACACAGUUUCCUAAAGAAGGUUGCCUCCAGAAUCGUUAACGAAGUCGAUGGUGUCGCUAGAGUCACUUACGAUAUCACUUCUAAACCACCUGCCACUGUCGAGUGGGAAUAA